Messenger RNA from Hyla sarda, 5783 nucleotides. RefSeq names its product adenylate kinase 9 (gene AK9). Gene Ontology annotation, cellular component: mitochondrion; cytoplasm. Gene Ontology annotation, biological process: nucleobase-containing compound metabolic process. NCBI's taxonomy places the organism in Eukaryota, Metazoa, Chordata, Amphibia, Anura, Hylidae. Gene Ontology annotation, molecular function: ATP binding; AMP kinase activity. The transcript has 40 exons. The coding region runs from base 135 to 5705 and encodes 1856 amino acids. The record is from RefSeq and is a predicted model, not a curated record.
GUCCUAUACAAGGCGUUGCCUCACGUGACCGGCACACUGAAGUUGGUUUGGGGUGGGCGGAGCAGUCGCCAUGGAGAUGGUGGGGCUGUACACAAAUCAGUGCAGAUCCUGACAGGAGAGAGUGAGGAGCGUUGAUGUCUUUGGGACCAUGUAUUCAACCAGCUAAGGGGGCUCGGCAUGAGGCAGCCUCAGGGGAGUUUGAAAUGGCUCAACAAGAGAACAUCCAUCUGCUCCCACCUGCAGACACAUUUGAAGAGAAUGAAACGGAAAGAGCAUUUCUAUUGUCCAAGCCAACCUGUUUUCUUAUAGUAGGAAAGCCGGGUACAGGAAAGGCUACUCUUGGGAAGAAGCUCUCACAGUCAUGGAACUGCAUUUUUAUUGAAGCCAAGGAACUGAUUAAUGAGCACAUUAAGCGGAAAACAGAGCAAGGCAUAAUGAUUCAAAACCUCCUUUACAAGGGUCAAAGUGUACAAGAUGAAUUGAUAAUACAGCUAAUAGUGGACAAGAUAAAUUCUGCAGAAGUUGCCCACCAUGGCUAUGUGCUUUGUGGUCUGCCAUCCCUCUGUGAAGAAUUCCUAAAGAUUCCACAACAGAUUGAAUUAAUAAAAAAAUUUAAACUAAAGCCUGAUGUUAUCAUCAAUAUAAAGUGUCCAGAUAAAGACUUGAUCAGAAGGCUAAGUGGAUUUAAGCAAGAUCCAGAAACAGGCAGAAUUUAUAAGCGUAAAGAAUGGGAUCCUGCUCUAAAGGAAAAAAAGAAGCCUCAGGAUGGAGAAGAAGAGGGGGAAGAAGGAGAGGAAGAGGAGCUAGAAGAAGAGGAAGAAGAAUUUGACAAUUCUAAAGAUAUUUUACGCCAGCUUGUGUAUAGACCUGAAGACUUCCCUGAAAAUGUUGAUGAGCGCAUACGGUUAUACAAAGAUACCCUUUUACGUCCUGUAGAGGAUCUUAUGAUUGAUCACGACCCUCAGUACCUCAUAGAACUUGAUGGAAAUAAGACGUCAGAUGAACUCUUUGUAUCUGUUUUAUUGCGUCUGGAAUCUUUGGAUCUACGUCAUGGAAGUGUUGUAAUGAAACUUUACAACUCUGAGGAAGAGGAUUCGGUGGAAGGCCUGGAUGGUGAUGAACUAAUGAGGACACUUUCAUCUUACCGUAUGAUUGCGCCAAGAUACAGGUGGCGCAGAAGCAGAUGGGGCACUUUAUGUCCGGUGGCUUUGAAAGAGGGAUAUAUUAGGAAAGGAUUGGCAGAAUUUUCUGUUAGUUUUCUAGAUAAAAUGUAUGUCCUUUCCUCAGAGGAAGCCUUUAUAAAAUUCAUGCAGAAUCCUCGGCCAUACCUUCUCCCUCCUAUGCCACUGCCUCCUUGCAAGGUGGCUGUUCUUGGACCAAAAUCCUCAGGGAAGACAACAGUCUGCAAUCUAAUAGCCCACAAAUACUCAGGAAAGGUCUUUGACAUGUCUGUACUUAUUGUACCAUAUGUGGAAGAAGCUAAGCAAAAUGCCAUGCUAAAAGCUCAGGAAGAGGGCACAGAAAAAGCUAUAGCAGCUAUUAAAGAAAAGCUACAGCAAGAGAAAUUAUUGAAAGCACAAGAAUCUCAGAAAGAGGCAGAAAAGGAAGAAGAGCAUGAUGAAAUAUCAGGUCAGAUAGAUAAAGACCGCAGUGAAAAAGAAGAGUUGACUACAACUGAGAAGACUCAAGUGCAAAAAGAAGAACUGAUAGAGAAGACAGAGGAACCAAGUGUCCUUGAAGAAGCAGAACAUGUCACUGCUGAUCAUCCUGAAGUCCGACAAAUGGUUGAUGAAGCUGUGAGACUAGUGCAAGAAACCCCAAUAACACUAGGUCCAGAAGUUUAUAUCCAUGCACUGGAUAAAGCUAUUACAGAGUUCAGUGAAGAAAAUAAAGAGCGAUUUCCUGGUGCCCCUACUGUUGGAGGAUGGGUGUUAGAUAAUUUCCCGAAUUCACCUAAUUUUUGGAUACCAUUGGCAGAAAAGGGGCUUCUACCAGACACUGUCAUUUGUUUAAGAAAUUCAGCAGAUAAUGGAAAGUAUUUACUCAAUAGACUCUACCACCUAAAUCAACAAGAGAUUAACAAUAGUAUAUUACAAAGGCUUCAGAAGGAAAGAGCAAGAAAGAUAAAAGAGGAGGAAGAAGCAAGAAAAGAACAACAAGAGGCUAUUCGAUUAGAAGAAGAGAAGAAAAAGCGAGAAGAGAUGCAAAACCAUAUAGAUGAUGCAGAAGAAAUGCAGAAAGAUACAGGGGAGCAAGGUGCAUUGAAUGCUGGUCAACUUCUUUCCCCAGAACCAGUUUCACCUAUGCAAACAUUGGCAACCAUUGUAACAGAGCCAGAAAUACAGUCAGAUAAGGAGCCGCGAGUGCCAGAGCAAGAAAAUGUUUUAUUUGAAGUUCCUGAGGGAGGAUAUCCAGAUGUGCCAGAGAUGGAACCAUUGAAGCAGCUCAUAAACACAUUUAAUGAAGAGUGGCAAUUGCUGGAGCCAGUGUUUGCUGACUCAUCUCUAGUUAGUGUAACUUUCCUGGAAGUAGCUGAUAAAUCACCAGAAAUGCUUCUACAAGAGGCAGUGACAUCUAUGGAAAGGCCAUUCCAAUAUCAGGGAUGGGAAAUUACUUCCCAGGACAUAGAUGAAGAAGCAGAAGACAUACAGGCAGAGUUGGAAGCUGGAGAGGAAGAAGAGGAACAUGAAGAAGAGGGGGAAGAGGCAGAAGAAGAUGAGCCUGCUAUACAUGAAAAAAAUAAACAAUAUGGAGACUCUAAAAACUUCUGCCCAGUGGCUUUAAAAGAUAAACGUGUACUUCACCCAGGACAUGUGGACUAUGCAGCUAUAUACAGAGAGAAGACUUACUAUUGCUCCAGUCCUGAAGCAAGAAAGAAGUUUCUUGAGAAUCCUCAGUAUUAUGUUGCUCAUGAAGAACCUUUACAAGCUCCACCUUUGAGAGUGUUUCUGAUUGGUACAAGUGGUUCUGGCAAGACAUUUAGUUCAAGAUGGCUAGCGGACAAACUGGAAAUGUUCCACAUUCAGUUCAAAGAGCGCCUCCAAGAAAUAAUGCUUUCCAAGUUAGAGAAAAAGAUCGGACCUCAAUUUGAAGAAGACGAAGUUGAGAAUGAUUUUGAAGCGGAAACCAUGCUGCUAGGAUUAGAAAAUGGAGGCAUAGAUGAAACCAGAAAAGAAAAUAUUGAACCAAAGGAAGAAGUGACAUUAACUGCAGAGGAAGAAGCAGUCAAGUCUUACUUGGCCGACAAUGAUCCUCUACCAACAGAAGUUCUUGACCAGUUUGUUGUCGAAUGGUGGACUAAGGAACCUUUUCAGUCAGUUGGAUUUGUACUGGAUGGUUUUCCUAGUACAGUUGAGGAAGUGCAAUACAUUGGUGACCGUGGCUUGUUCCCGGAUAUUGCUAUCUUCCUAGAAGUAGAUGAGAGUGACAUUUGUGAUAGGUUACUACCCCCACGUUUAGCUCACUGGCAGGAACGACGUAGAAAGAAGGAAGAGCGGAAACAAAAACUUAAAGACAUAAAGAAGAAAAUGAGGAAUGAAGAGAUUGCCAAAAGACGAGCUGAACUUUUAGCUGAGCAGAAGAUUAAUGAGGAAACAACGGUAAGGAAGGAUACCGAAGGUAGUGAUAAUGAUGAAGAGGAGGAAGAAGAGGACGAAGUUGACAACAUUGAGCUUAUCCUUGCAGAAGAGUUUCCAGAAGAAGAAGAGGAGGAGGAGCAGGAGGAGGAAGAACAAGAAGAGGAUGCCAUUGAAAGAAUGAAAUCUGAAAUUGGAGAAAAGUGUGAAGCAGAUACUGAAUCUCUCCAGUUAGUAAAGGAAGAACUUCAAAGCCUAAUGAUACCUUGUGUUACCAUUAAUGCAAGUCGGAAACCACAUAUUGUAUGUUUCCAGCUGUAUGAGAAGCUGAAACAUAUCGUGGAAAAUCGUGCAAGUCUUUUUGAAAAAUGCUAUCCAGUCAGUCUAUCGCUUGCUAACAACAUGCUUCAUGUGUCAUAUAAACACCCCAGUAUCUUUGGACGAUGGGACCCAGUAAAGCUAAGUCAAGGAGAAGUAAUUAAGCCAUAUAGAAAUCCAGAAAAUCCUGGCUAUUCUUUGAUCUACCGGCAAUACAUUUAUUUCUUCACAACCAAAGAAAACAGGGACAUCUUUGUGAGGAAUCCCAUUAAAUUUAUACAACAGCCAAAACCAAAGCCAUCAGUGCCAGUAAGAAUUGCAGUUCUUGGUCCUCCAAAAUCUGGAAAGACAACAGUUGCCAAGAUGUUUACAAGAAUAUAUGGGUUACAGCGCCUGUCCUUAGGGGAUGCCAUACGUUCUGUGCUGGAAAACCAGCCUAACACUGAACUUGAAUUAAAUAUUAAGAGCCAUCUUGAAAAGGGAUUGGUUGUACCUGAUGAUCUGGCGAUAAGGUGUUUAGAAAUAGCCAUGAUGGAUCUCACGUGCAACACAACAGGAGUUGUUUUAGACGGAUAUCCUGCUACAAAACAACAAGCUGAUCUUCUGGAGGCAUGCAGCAUUAUACCAAUAAAAAUCUUUGAGUUAGAGCUACCAGUGAAAGAAGUUUUAAAAAGAGGACUGCAGGACAAGAAGGACGCAAAAAGUAGAAAUUACCCUGUGCAUGACAGUGCCCAGAUUUUAACUGUGCGUAACUCCAAUUAUAAGCAAGAAAUCAACCGUAUUAAGGACUAUUAUGUAACACAACAUCAAAACUGGUGUGAAGUAGAUGCGAUGCGCAGCAAGUGGUGGGUGUCAAAUAAAAUAAUUGAAGAGGUCCGUGCAAGUAUCAAUCAAAUACAGACUUACCUGGAGAAAAGAAAAGAAGGUAAAGCAGCUGCUAUCGCUGACUUCUGCAUCACUCCUCAGGAGCUGCUGUCUCGGUUGGGAGAGUUUGGACAAUACUGUCCUGUGAGUCUGGCACAAAAGGGAGAGCUUGUUGAUUGUGCUAGAACAUCAUCCCUGCAUUUUGCAGCUGAGUUCCGUGGACAUUACUACAAGAUGGCUUCACAAGAAGAGCUUAAUGCUUUCCUACAAACUCCAGAGUUGUAUGUGCCUCCAUUAGCACCACGUCCACUCCCCCCUCCUGAAAUGUUACCUAAGAGGUUAACAGUGGCUGAUGUGAAAUCAAAGUUCCCAAAAAAUGCGGAGAUGAAAGGAUACUGCCCAGUUACCUAUGUGGAUGGGAAAAAGAGGUAUGAAACUCUUGUUCCCGGCCACAUUGAAAAUGCUGUGGAGUACAGAGAUAAAAUAUAUAUUUUUGAAAGUGAAGAAAAGGUACAAAAGUUCAUGAGACUUCCAGAAAAAUAUUGGAACCACAAACUUCCAGCCAAACUCCCCCCAAAGAUGGAACCAAUAAUGCUGACAUCUCUGCCUUUAACUGGAUACCUAGAACAGGGAGCAGCCACAGCUAUAAUAAAAGCAUUGAAUGAUGUUGGAUGUCUAAAGCCUAAGUAUCCAUUUUUAAGUGUAAAACAGUCAGCCCUGCUGUACAUUGCAUAUCACCUAAAAGCAUACAAUCCACAGAACUCAGAUUAUGUACGAAAGAAAUACAAGAAGAAAAUGGAGCAGUUUGUGGAGUGCUGUGAACUCAUUACUUACCUUGGAAACAAGAUGACUCACAAAUACAAAGAACCUCAGAAGAGACCUAUUGACUUUGACUAUAAAAUGCAGUCUUUUCUUUCACUUAGAAAUGUGAAUCCAACAUGUAUUUAACUGAUAUAGACAUACAAAACAAAACUAAAUGUGUAUUCGGUUUUUCAUGUAUAUAAUAAAAAAUAUUUAAUAAUUUGA